AUGGAUCCCAGAGUCGGAGUUGGAGUUUUUGUUGUGAAUGCAGAGGGGAAGUUCGUCAUUGGCAAAAGAAAAGGGAGUCAUGGAGCAGGCACAUGGGCUCUUCCAGGAGGUCAUCUUGAAUUUGGCGAAUCUUUUGAAGACUGCGCGGUACGAGAAAUUCUCGAAGAAACAGGUUUGAACAUCACCAAAGUGGAGUUCUUGACUGCCACAAACGAUGUCAUGGAGGCAGAAGGUAAACACUACAUCACCAUCUACAUGAAGGGUGUCGUCAGUGAUGCAUGUGCUCAGCCGCAGCUUUUGGAGCCAGAGAAAUGUGAGGUAUGGGAGUGGAUAUCGUGGGAUGAACUUCGACCUCAGGCGGACGCUCAGAUCCGCUUGGGUUCAGAUGGUGUAGAACGGAAGUUGUUCUCGCCUCUUCUCGCGUUGUUUGAGCAACGGCCGAAUGUUCAUGUUUAG
This is a messenger RNA of Penicillium odoratum, 456 nucleotides long. Its product is annotated as nucleotide triphosphate diphosphatase NUDT15. The coding region runs from base 1 to 456 and encodes 151 amino acids. Gene Ontology annotation, molecular function: 8-oxo-7,8-dihydrodeoxyguanosine triphosphate pyrophosphatase activity. The record is from RefSeq and is a predicted model, not a curated record. Gene Ontology annotation, biological process: dGTP catabolic process. NCBI's taxonomy places the organism in Eukaryota, Fungi, Ascomycota, Eurotiomycetes, Eurotiales, Aspergillaceae. The transcript is spliced from 3 exons. Gene Ontology annotation, cellular component: cytosol.